AUGCAAAUCGCCCUCUUCGGCCCAACCGGCCAAGUCGGGCAAUCCAUCCUACACGCCCUCCUAAGCACGACCCCCUACCAGAUCCUUCAAAUCACAUCCCCAAGAUCCAACACCAGUGCACUCUCCACCGCGCAAACCCUCCCCCUAGAGCAACAAUCCCGUCUGAACACCAAAUCCAUCGACCUCGUCACCUGCACCACCGACGCCCUAAUCCCCCUCCUCACGGACAUCGAAAUCAUCAUCAGCGCACUCAACGGCCCGGCACUCCACUCACAAUCGAAAAUCCAAGACGCGGGGGCGAUUACAGGCGUGAGGCGCUUUUAUCCGAGUGAAUAUGGGAUGCAUCAUGUUUAUCAACCUGCGGAGCAGGGGGAUGGGAAGGGAUGUGGGUGGGGAUAUAUCCAUCCGACAUGGAUGGAAAAAAUCACCGCAACGGAGAAAUGUCUCCACCAUCCAGCUAUCACCUCCGGCUCCAUGACCUACACGAUCAUCGGCAGCGGCGACCUCUACAACCAAGCCAAAGAGGAAACAUGGUGUCCUUGGACCAACCCCACCCUCCCCUCCUACACCAUCUACAUAAUCGGCGACCCCUCUGCAAAGAUCAACUUCACCCACACCGACGACCUCGCCGCCUUCCUCAUCCAAACAAUCCAGCACCCCGAAGUGUCCGAAAACAAGGAAUUGAAUUUCGUGAGUGAUACGGUCUCGUAUAAUGAUAUUGCGGCGUUAUUGGAGAAGUAUUCGGGCAGGGAGGUACAGAAGGUGGUGUAUCCGGGGAGUUUGGUGGAUGAGGUGUUGAGGGAUAGGGGGAUGGUGCCGAGGGAGGUGAAAGCGGAGGGGGGUGCCUUUGGGGAUGAUUUUUGGGUUUUGGUGCGGGGGGUGCAGGGGUUGGGGAGGUUUGUGAGGCCGAGGGGGAUGGUGCAUAAUGGGUUGUUUCCUGUGGUGGAGGGGGUGAGGACUGUGGAGGGGUAUUUUGGGGGGUUGUUUGGGAAGUAA
This is a messenger RNA of Aspergillus sclerotioniger CBS 115572, 996 nucleotides long. Its product is annotated as NAD(P)-binding protein. Bases 1 to 996 code for a protein of 331 amino acids. The record is from RefSeq and is a predicted model, not a curated record. Lineage: Eukaryota; Fungi; Ascomycota; Eurotiomycetes; Eurotiales; Aspergillaceae. The transcript has 2 exons.